This is a messenger RNA of Anguilla rostrata (American eel), 5399 nucleotides long. Its product is annotated as receptor tyrosine-protein kinase erbB-3-like. Gene Ontology annotation, cellular component: plasma membrane; basal plasma membrane; signaling receptor complex. Lineage: Eukaryota; Metazoa; Chordata; Actinopteri; Anguilliformes; Anguillidae. The coding region runs from base 504 to 4865 and encodes 1453 amino acids. Gene Ontology annotation, molecular function: neuregulin binding; neuregulin receptor activity; ATP binding. Gene Ontology annotation, biological process: negative regulation of apoptotic process; neurogenesis; cell surface receptor protein tyrosine kinase signaling pathway. The record is from RefSeq and is a predicted model, not a curated record. The transcript is spliced from 29 exons.
CGUCAGAAACUUAGAAGUUUUCCAAUAGUUUUAUUCCUGCUGAGCGCAGCUCAGUGCGUAUUUCAACAUUUCUCUAAUUUUUUAUGCCUUAAUUCUGGUUUUCUUUUACACAGUAAGCUAUAUCACUGAGUUGUUCGAGCAGUCGGAAGGAGGUAUGUGUAUGGAAAAGACCGUAUCAGGUGGAUGGACGUCCCCAACAGAAGGAUAUGAUACAUCGCCGUAAUCAUUUCAACAACAGUUUGUUGAUAUGCUGUACCCGUAUAACAGAAGAAAACGAGUGACUUGGAACCUGCGAUAAAAAGCGAAGUAACCUAUCCUACACAUAUUAAUGGCAGGAAGAGUAUAUUUUGAAGUUUAGAAAACAAACACUGUCGUUUUCAUUUGGAAUUAACUUUACUACAAAGGAUCGACAUAGGUCUCGUAUAAGAACUGCAUAGAUAAAACUGUGCCGGAUUGCUGAACGAGGUCGCGACGUCGUCUUUGCCGCUACCCGUCAUGGUCCCAUGGUCCGACACUCUGUGAUGUUCUCUAUCGGAUCCAGAAUGACUGCGUGUCCGCAGGUGUUCGCCGUGUGCAUCCUGCUGGUUUGGUCCCUGCAUCCCGUGGACGCUGAGGCACAAGAAGUGGCAGCAUGCUCGGGUACCCAGAAUUCCCUGAGCGUGACGGGGAAUGCAGACGUGCAGUACAAGCUCAUGAAGGACAUGUACAGCGGCUGUGAGAUCGUCAUGGGCAACCUGGAGAUCACCCACAUGGAGCAUAACCGCAACUUCUCCUUCCUGCAGUCCAUCCGGGAGGUGACGGGCUACAUCCUGAUCGCCAUCAACGAGUUCUCCCGGCUGCCGCUGGAGCAGCUGCGCGUGAUCAGGGGCACCACGCUCUACGAGGACCGCUACGCCCUGGUCGUCGUCGUCAACUACCAGAAGGACGGAAAGCACGGGCUCCAGGAGCUGGGCUUCACGCACCUGACAGAAAUCCUGCAAGGGGGCGUUCAGAUUUUGAACAACAGGUUCCUGAGGUACGUUUCCGCGGUGAACUGGGUUGACAUCAUGAGGGACAGCUCCGCCGAGGUCAAGAUCACCCAGAACGGGGAGAGGGGGCAGUGUCACGAGUCCUGCGGAGGGUACUGCUGGGGACCAAGCAAAGAUGACUGUCAGAUCUUGACCAAGACGGUGUGCGCCCCGCAGUGCAACGGCCGCUGCUAUGGCACCAGCCCCAGUGAGUGUUGCCAUAGCGAGUGCGCGGGGGGCUGCACCGGUGCGCAGGACACAGACUGCUUUGCUUGUAGUCGAUUCAAUGACUCAGGGGCUUGCGUCACACAGUGCCCUCAGACCCUCAUCUAUAAAAAGCACACCUUCCAAAUGGAGCCCAACCCCAGUGCCAAGUACCAGUACGGCUCUAUCUGCAUAUCUCAGUGUCCCCCCAACUUUGUGGUGGACGGCAGCUCGUGCGUUAGCGGCUGUCCGUCAGACAAGAAGGAGGUGGACAAGAACGGGGUGAAGCAAUGUGAGCCAUGUGGAGGCCUGUGCCCCAAAGCUUGUGUGGGCACUGGCGCCCCUCACAGACAGACAGUAGACUCCAGAAACAUUGACAGCUUCGUCAACUGCACCAAGAUCCAGGGCAGCCUGCACUUUCUGACCACCGGGAUCUACGGUGAUCCUUAUCACAACAUCUCUGCACUUGACCCAGAGAAACUGAACGUCUUCCGCACUGUCCGAGAGAUCACAGAUAUCCUGAGCAUCCAGUCCUGGCCCAGGGAGCUGACCAACCUGUCUGUGUUCUCCAGCCUGACCACCAUACAGGGCAGAACCCUGUUCAAGGGAGUCAGCUCAAAAAGGGGCUAUUCUCUCCUGGUGAUGAAGCUGCCCUCGCUCACCUCGCUGGGGCUGCGCUCGCUGAAGGAGAUCAGCGACGGCAGCGUCUACAUCGGCGGGAACAAGAGGCUCUGCUACCACCACACCGUCAACUGGACCCAGCUGUUCACAGGGGACCGCACCCAGCGGCGCCAGGACACCCGGGACAUCAAGAAGAACCGGCCCGAGAGCGACUGCAUUGCAGAAGGACACGUUUGUGACCCCCUGUGCUCAGCCUCUGGGUGCUGGGGCCCGGGGCCCGAUCAGUGCCUGUCCUGCAGGAACUACAGCCGAGGGGGAACCUGCGUCGCCCAGUGCAACUUCGUCUCAGGGGAACCACGUGAGUUUUCGGGGCCGGACAGGGAGUGCGUCGCCUGUCACCCGCAGUGUCAGGUCCAGGAGGGGAAGCCCAGCUGCACAGGGCCGGGAGCGGACGAAUGCGUGGCCUGUGCCAUCCUGCAGGACGGCCCCCACUGCGUGCCCUCCUGCCCGGAUGGCGUGAUGGGGGAGAAGGGGCUCAUUUUUAAAUAUCCCAACGCCAAGAGCCGAUGUGAGCCGUGCCAUGUCAACUGCACCCAGGGGUGCUCAGGCCCAGGUAUUAACGACUGCCUGGAAACAUCCCGUGCUGUCAACAGCCCGCAGACGACGGGGAUCGUGCUGGGCGUGCUGGCGGGCGUGGUCGUCUGCUUCGCUGUCUUUGUGCUCAGCAUGCUGUACCACCGAGGCCUGGCCAUCCGCCGCAAGAGAGCCAUGAGGAGGUUCCUGGAGAGAGGGGAGAGCUUUGAACCGCUGGACGCGGGCGAGAAGGGGACGAAAGUCCACGCCCGGAUCCUGAAGGGGGCGGAGCUGCGGAAAAUCAAAGUCCUGGGCUCAGGUGUCUUUGGCACCGUGCACAAGGGCGUGUGGACCCCGGAGGGAGAGGAUCACUCGCUGAAGAUCCCCGUGGCCAUUAAGACCAUCCAGGACCGCACCGGCCGCCAGACCUUCGCCGAGAUCACUGAUCACAUGUUGGCGAUGGGCAGUCUGGACCACGCUUACAUUGUCCGGCUUUUGGGCAUCUGUCCGGGUCAGAGCCUGCAGCUGGUCACUCAGCUGAGCAACCAGGGGUCCUUACUGGACCACAUCAGGCAGCGCAAGGACAGCCUGGACCCUCAGCGCCUGCUCAACUGGUGUGUGCAGAUCGCCAAGGGGAUGUACUACCUGGAGGAGCACCGCAUGGUCCACAGGAACCUGGCCGCUCGAAACGUGCUGCUGAAGAGCGACUACAUCGUCCAGAUUUCCGACUACGGCAUUGCCGAUUUGCUGUACCCCGACGACAAGAAGUACUUCUACAACGAGGUCAAGACCCCAAUAAAGUGGAUGGCCCUCGAGAGCAUUCUGUUUCGCAGAUACACACAUCAGAGUGAUGUUUGGAGUUAUGGAGUGACAGUUUGGGAGAUGAUGUCAUUCGGGGCAGAGCCCUACACAGCCAUGAGACCCCAGGAAGUGCCGGACUUGCUAGAGAAGGGGGAGCGUCUGUCCCAACCGCAGAUCUGCACCAUUGAUGUCUACAUGGUCAUGGUGAAAUGCUGGAUGAUUGACGAGAACGUCCGGCCCACCUUCAAGGAGCUGGCCAGCGAGUUCACCCGGAUGGCGAGGGACCCGCCCCGCUACCUAGUAAUAAAGACCAGGGAGGUGGACAGCAGCCAACCAGAGGCUGCCCUGGAUGAGGCUCAGCGGGGGGAGGAGCUGGCUGAUUUGGAGACGCAGCUAGACGACCAGGACGAGGAGGACCUGACCGACGGCAUGGACUCCGUGGACUCCCUUUACCUGCCUCGAAACCGGAGCCAAAAUCGCCCCCGGCAGGACUCCUACCGGUUCUCUUCCUCUCAGGCUCUGUCAGGCCCGGCCGGGUACCUGCCUAUGACACCUGGCCCAGGAGAGUACUCUAGACAGACGCGGUUCCCCCGCUCCCGGCUGAAUUCGGCACGGACGGCGUCCGAGUGCUCGGAGGGCCGAGGCACAGUCCUGGAGUUUGAGAUGGAGGACUUCUCAUUGGCUGGCAGCAUGCAUAGUAGGCGGUUCAGGGAGGACAGCGCUUACCUCUCCCAGCGAAUCAGUGCCUCCAGCCCCUCUGAGACGCCCUCCCCUCAGACUGAAGGGGAGGAGGACCAGAACGAAUAUGUGCUGCCAGGGGCGGCCGACAGCCUGGAGAAAGGCUCAGUGGAGGAGCAGGACUCUCCCUCUGAGGACUACGAGUACAUGAACAAACAGACGUGUCUGCUGCCCUCUCCCAGGAGGCCCUCUGAGCUGCCCAAAGACAGAGACAGGGCGGAGGGCCACGGGCAGUCCCUCUAUACAGACUGCAGGGCCAUCGUGCCACCCAGAGCGAGUCUCCCGGCUAGGAGGGCGGUGACGUUAGACAGCAACGGCAACAGCCUGUCCUCGACGACGGACGACGAGAGCGGAGAGGACGGGCGCAGGCAGAGCCGGGAGUCCGAGCCCGUGGAGUACGAGUACAUGGACAUCUGCAGCGGCGGGAGCAGGACCGGGAGCGCCGGCUCCAAGAGGGACGUCGAAACCAGGGGAGCGGCUUCGGCGGAGAGGGAGAGGGAGGCGGAGGCGGACGAGGAAGAGGAGGAAGGGGCAAACGAGCAACAAGACAAUGAAGACUAUCACUACGUGAACAAGCAGCCCAGGCUGAGGUCCACGCUGAAAGGCAGGGGGGGGCUAAGGGUGCAGGGACCCGGGGGCAGGGCAGGGGGCGGGGCCGUGGAGGGGGAGGUCUACGAGUACGAGGAGAUGGACUCGCUCGUGGCGCCCCCUGGGGGAGGGGACCGCGGCGAGUACGAGAACUUGGCGGCGUGCGGCGGGGACGGCGGGGCGGCGGCCGCGUCCGAGGGGGCCCGCCGCUCGUCGGCGGGGGGGUACCUGAAACUGCACGCCGGGGCGGGGGAGUCGGGGGACCGCUCCUUCGACAACCCCGACUACUGGCAUAGCAGGCUGUUCCUCAAAGCGGACGCCGUGCGCACGUAGCGCCACGAAACGUUUCGUCCCCCGCCGCAUCUUCCGGACGAGCGGCCCGCCCGGCUCGCCGCUUUUAAAUAUUUUUUAUUGUUUGGUCAGGUAGGCGAACGGAGCGUUCGUAGCUCAGGAAAAGUUUGAGCGCUCCCACUGGAGUCAAUGAAGGACGGUCAAGGAGAAGUUCACCCGGUACGAGGGAACGCGAACGGCGAAGUCCGCCGGAUGACGGCAGCGUGGUCGUCAAAAACCGUUCCUCGGCGUUUGUUUCAUAUUUCCACUAUUUACACGGUUUCAUCCACACAAUGUGUUGGUGUUCUAGUGUGUCUUAAUGAAGUGUACUAUAACAAAGGGGAGGGAGUUUUGGUAGGGCUUGCAAGUAAAAUGCAAAUGUUGUGGCGGUGAAAGCUAAAAUGGCCAGUAGAUAAGCUGAGCUUUCUCACCAGGUAAAGUCUACAUGUUUUGUGUUUUCUCUUUUUCCUAUUCUGUUUUUUUAUGUACCAUGAGUGAAGUUUUUUUAUACGAAAUAAAUUUCUUCAAAUAUUCCGA